GUUUACGUCUUCACACUUUUUUCACAGGUUUUCGUAAAGUUCGUGAAAUAUAAAAUCGAAUUAAUUAACCAAUUUUCUUUAAAUAAAUGUGAAUAUUGAAUUUAAAUCGUUAUGUUCAGCUCGUUAGUAUUAUCAACAUUCACCAGAACCGGUAACUGUUUGGCGAGGCGAAAUGCCUCGGUCGUUCUGCGGCAAGCACACAGAGCAGCGGUCCUGCACGAGAUCGGUAAGCCGCUUGUGCUGGAAACGGUGAAGCGUAUCGACCAGCUGAAGGAUGAUGAGGUCCGCAUCAAGGUGCACUACUGCAGUCUCAACUCGACCGAUGUGCAAAUCAUCACCGGAAAGCAUCCGGAGCUGCAGGUGCCUCUCCCGUUCAUUCCUGGUCACGAAAUUUCCGGGGAGGUGGUAGAGAUUGGAGGGAACAAUCCAAAUUUUCUGAAGCGAGGCGAUCGGGUGGUAGCCAUGAAUGACCUCCAGGAUCCGAACGGUGGGUUGAUAGAGGAGGUGGUUGUGAAGAACCGGGAUGUUUGGCAGGUGCCGACGGAAGUUCCUCUGAAAGAAAUGACCGUUAUGCCGUACGGACAUGGAACGGCCCUGUUGGCUUUUGCGAUGCACUGCCAGCUGCAGGAGAACGAUUUGGUCCUGAUAACGGCGGGCCCGGCGGGGAUGGGACUGGCUGCUAUUGAUCUGGCCGUUGCUGUUUAUAAAGCGAAGGUGAUUGCCAUUUGCGACACCGAGAGCAGUUCGGAUUUGGUGAGAGAGAAAGGAGCUUACAAGACUGUUAGUAUGGGCAAGAACUAUACGAAGCUGUACAAGAACAUCUCGGACGCGAUGGGAGAUAAGAAAGCAAAGGUGGCGUACGACGCGGUCGGGAAAGGAUUGCUGCAUCUGCUGGCAGAUUUCGUUGAUCCAGAAAAGGGCCAGAUGUUUUCCGUGGAUCCGUUCCACAACCAGGCGAAGCUGAAAGCGUCGAAGCCGGAGUACGAACUGCCGAAGAAGAAGGAACGUACCGAACAGGACGUGCAGAAUGCCGCCAAACUGAUCGAUAACGUGGUGCACAUUGACCUGUACGAGCAUCCGGACGAAGACGUCUACCGGCAAAUGAUUUCGGACACAAUCGAGAUGAAGUCCCAGAGGAUGGUUUCCGGGUACAUUAGCAAGGUGUUCCUGCUGAAGAGCGUCCAGAAAGCGGUGGAGUUCAUCCAGCAGAAGCAGUGCACUGGAAAAGUACUUAUCGACGUCAAGUGCUUGGACGAUGAUGACUGCGAGGAUGCAGAAGCGAAGAAAAAGGACUAAUGGUGUAUAACUAGUUCCAUUGUCCAAGAAAAUUGUAUAUGAAUUAUGCUUUUCAAAAUUUUGUUUUCGUAUAAUUUAACUGUUCUGUUUGUUCAAUGCAACUAAUGUUAGGAAUAAUAAACAAUUCACUAAAAAACCAAA
Aedes albopictus (Asian tiger mosquito) is the source of this 1437-nucleotide messenger RNA. RefSeq names its product quinone oxidoreductase-like protein 2. The transcript has 3 exons. Lineage: Eukaryota; Metazoa; Arthropoda; Insecta; Diptera; Culicidae. The coding region runs from base 112 to 1296 and encodes 394 amino acids. The record is from RefSeq and is a predicted model, not a curated record. Gene Ontology annotation, cellular component: mitochondrion. Gene Ontology annotation, molecular function: oxidoreductase activity.